Messenger RNA from Malania oleifera, 2351 nucleotides. Its product is annotated as pentatricopeptide repeat-containing protein At2g15690, mitochondrial. Gene Ontology annotation, biological process: RNA modification. The transcript has a single exon. NCBI's taxonomy places the organism in Eukaryota, Viridiplantae, Streptophyta, Magnoliopsida, Santalales, Ximeniaceae. The record is from RefSeq and is a predicted model, not a curated record. Bases 131 to 2194 code for a protein of 687 amino acids. Gene Ontology annotation, molecular function: protein binding; zinc ion binding; RNA binding.
CAUCUUUUGUAAUUUAUUGCUCACCUUUUUUUGGGGUGAACCAGACGCGAACCGGAGCUCUCUUACCCUACCAUUGCUGAAUAACUCAGAAGCUACACAAGCUCGCUAGGGUUUUCAUUCUUGUGUGUUAAUGGUUUUUGCUCAGAAAAUGGUGUCUCUAAUGGCCGCGAGACGAGCACAGAACUUCAGUUCCAGUUCUCUCUUCAAGCUGCGCUUCCAGCUCCCUCGCCACUUCUUCCCGCAGCACAACCAGAUCCUAACCCUAACCACCGUCAAAACCCUAAGCACCUCUGCAGCCCCUAGUGACUGGCAGAGAGCUCCACAGACUUCUGACCCCACGGCUGUUCAGAACCCCACUCAAUGGGCCUUUCAACCCCCCCAAAACCCUAAUCAGCGGACUCCUGGAGAGCAGAACUAUGGAGACUAUCCUCCGCAUGGAAACCCCUACUCUUUUCAAAACCCUAGUAACUCUCAGCACCAGAACAAACCUAAUCAGUGGACUCCAGUACAGAACAGUCAGAACUAUCCUCAGCGUGGAAACCCCGGGGCUUUUCAGAACCCUGGCCAGUGGGACUCUCAGGACCCGAAAAACCCUAGCCAGUGGACUCCGCAAGAGCAAAGCUAUCAGAACUACCCUCAGCGUGGAAGCCCUAAUCAGUGGGGGAGCCCUAAUCAAUGGGAUUCACGUAAUCCAAAUUUUGGUCAGCAUCGUCAAAAUCCUGCUGUGAAUCAGAAUUAUCCACCGCAGCAGGGGCGUUUUAAUCAACUAAGCAAUCAGAAUCAGGGUCAAAAUCCUUCUGUGAAUCAGAAUUAUCCACCGCAGCAGGGGCAUUUUAAUCAACUAAGCAAUCAGAAUCAGGGUCAAAAUCCUGCUGUGAAUCAGAAUUAUCCACCGCCACUGGGGCGUUUUAAUCAACUAAGCAAUCAAAAUCAGGGGUACCCGCAGCGCGGGAACCCCAAUCAGUGGAGACCAGAAGAUCAGAACAAUGCUCAUGGGGCAUAUCCUGAUCAACAGACCAUUGAGAACCCAAAACAGGGGGAGGUUGUGGAGAAAACUGCCCCGAAAAGUCUGCCUUCUGAAACUGAUCUGAUCAGGUUGUGCCAAGAGGGAAAGAUGAAAGAAGUUAUUGAGUUUUUGGAACAAGGGGCUCGAGCUGAUGCUCUGUGUUUUUCUGCAUUCUUUGAGGGAUGUGCAAAGAGGAAGGUGCUUGAAGAUGCAAAAAAAGUUCACGAUUUCUUUUUGCGGUCUACCUUUAGGGGUGAUCUUCAGCUGAACAAUAAGGUUCUUGAUAUGUAUGGGAAGUGUGGGAGUAUGGUUGAUGCACGCAGGGUGUUUGAUCACAUGCCUGAUAGGGAUAAGGAGUCUUGGCACUUGAUGAUAAAUGGAUAUGCUGCAAAUGCAUUAGGAGAUGAUGGGUUGCAGCUUUUUGAAGAGAUGAGGAAGCUAGGAUUGCCACCUGAUGAGGACACUUUCCUUGCUGUUUUAGCUGCAUGUGCUAGUGCAGAAACUGUUGAAGAAGGUUUUAUACAUUUUGAAUCCAUGAAAAAGGACUAUGGUAUUGCUCCUGGGAUUGAGCAUUACUUGGGGCUUUUAGAUGUUUUAGGGAAAUCUGGGCAUGUUGCCGAGGCCAAGGAGUAUAUUGAGAAUCUGCCCAUGGGAGUUUCAACUGUGUUUUGGGAGUCUCUGAUGAAUUAUGCUAAAUUUCAUGGAGAUAUUGAUAUUGAAGAUUAUGCUGAGGAGAUGUUGGUUACUCUUGACCCUUCAAAGGCAACUGCAAAUAAGAUUCCUACACCUCCUCCAAAGAAGUAUUCUACAAUCAAUAUGCUUGAUGGAAGGAACAGACUUGCUGAGUUUCGGAACCCAACACUCUACAAGGAUGAUGAAAAAAUGAAAAGCUUGGCAAAAGAAGCCCGUUAUGUGCCGGACACAAGAUAUGUUCUUCAUGACAUUGAUCAAGAGGCUAAGGAACAGGCUUUGUUGUAUCACAGUGAGCGUUUGGCAAUUGCAUAUGGUCUCAUCAGUACUCCUGCAAGAACACCUCUCAGGAUUAUCAAGAACCUCCGUGUCUGUGGCGACUGUCACAAUGCCAUCAAGAUCAUGUCCAAGAUUGUCGGCAGGGAAUUGAUUGUUAGGGACAAUAAACGUUUCCAUCAUUUCAAGGAUGGCAAAUGCUCUUGUGGAGAUUAUUGGUGAUAUUAUCGUUGCUUUAAACUUCGAUGGGAUACAAUGAGAUUUUCCCAUUUGCAGUUUUGUAUCUUUUGUGUAAAGUUCCAACCACCAAGCUCUAUGGGCUGUUGUGGAACAGAGUUGCAGAUUGUGGGAAUUGAACAAUAUGGUAUUCACUGCUUUA